This is a messenger RNA of Microbotryum saponariae, 4299 nucleotides long. The record is from the annotation of a GenBank genome assembly. NCBI's taxonomy places the organism in Eukaryota, Fungi, Basidiomycota, Microbotryomycetes, Microbotryales, Microbotryaceae.
AUGUCGUACAACCCACGGUUCCUAACCAACCCGACCUACAUGCGCCAGAGCUCAUUCGAUGAUCACUCGUCCGCGUCGUCGCCAUCGUCUUCUCGGCAUGCGUCACCCCUCGUGCCACCACCGCUCGCGCCACCUCCUAGCGAAGCUUCGCACGCGCAACCGAAUCGUGGCGGGCGAGGUGCACCAUCACAAUGGGGGGCAGCAAGGGACGACGGCGAUUGGGGCGAUGAGCGCAUGCGAAGGCGGCAGACCGUUCGAGGCGUGAUCCCAGGCACAGUGCGCGAAGCGGGUAUUGACCCGCGCGCUUCGUUUGUUCCCAAUCGCACCAUGAUGCGAGGCAAGACGUUGACACGACCCGAACGCUUCGUCGCACCCGCACCCUUGAUCAAUCCGAAUCCAACAAACACGGGUGGCAAAGUCCAAACCGCGCUCAUCGACGGCGUGCCGACGCUCAAGACCGAGGAGGCGUGGUACAGUCCCUGGCGGCUCUUUGUCGAGAUCUCGACGAUUUGGGCACCGCGCUGGCUCCUGUCGGCAUGCGGCCUCACGGAUCGCGCCAAGCAACGAGCAUGGAAGGAGAAGUGUGCACUGUGCGAGAUCUCGUUGCUCAUGAUGGGCGCCAUCGGGUUUCUCACGCUCGGCCUCACGCGAACCCUGUGCCCGAGCAACGCCGUUUCCCAGUUCCAACGACUGGGAGAGGCGCCUGGUGAGUGGCUGCGAUCUGCAUACGAGCAGUGCAGAGUCGAGGGAACUACGAACAUCUCAGCUGAAGCAGCUCUGCUUGUUGUCCUGUGUUCGCUUUUCUUUCCCAGGCUCCGUCGGUAUCGCUGGUCGCAGCUACAAAGUGUCGGGGACGGCGCCCGCUACAAUCUCGACCGCGGCCAACACGCUCGGCGGGUCAGAUGUGACAGAUCUAUUUGACCGCAGCGCGAUUCGGAUACCAGCUUGCAACGGCCUCACGGCCGCCUACGCAACCACGAACCUGUGCAGCAGUUCGGCUAGCAAUACGUCGUGCACCUUGGGAGCGUUCACCGAAGCUCUGGCGACCGAGCUCGGGCUCACGAAGACGGACCUGUUCGUCGGCUACGAUUGGAACCAGUUGGAAAAGCUCGAGAACUACCUCGUCCUCGACGGAAGUGUGCUCAACCUCAAUCCUUACAUGCUUGCUCACCCGAACCCGAUUGCGAACGACACCGUCGACACCGCGAUCCGCUUUGUGCUCAAAAAGAUGAACGGUAGCGGUGGCAAGGAUGCGACGCGAAUCUUUUACAACCUCAACGAGCUCCGCAAGUCGAGCAAGUGCCUUCAAGAGCGCUAUUACGCCGGACAUAUCGACAAGGUCACGCCGGGGUGCUUUGUCUCGGACCUCGUGUUGUACACCUCAUUAUGCUUGAUCAUGACCAUCAUCUUGACUCGCUUCUUGAUGGCCUGCAUUUUCCACUGGUGGUUGUCGGCCAAGCUCGUGCGACCGCCCAAGAACCUCAAACGCCACGCGAUUUCGCCCGCCGUCAUGCCCGAGGGCGCCAACAUCGACAUCGACAACAAGACAGGAGCGGCACCUUGGACGCAGACCGAGAUGCAGCGCCGCGAGACGCAACGACUGAAAAAAAGGGACCGAAGCGGGGCCCGCGGUGGCCGCAGCGCUGGAGACUCGUCUUCCGAGAAGGACAACCCGUUCCUCGAGAAGCCGGUGCCUACGAGUGGUCGUGGCCGUACCGCCUCGCUCAACUCGACUUCUCGCAAGAUCACCAAGGCUGCGCCGGCUGUGCGAGCGGAUGGAAUGAUCAACCUCGCGUCGAUCGGGGCCGAGCUCUUUGUCGCCUGCCUCGUCACCUGCUACUCCGAAGGCGCAGCCGGCAUCAAGUCGACGCUCGAUUCGAUCGCUGGAACGACCUACUCGGAUGCUCGAAAGUUGCUCUUUGUCGUGUGCGACGGCAUGAUCACCGGCCACGGCGAGAAACAAUCGACCCCCGACAUCUGCGUUGGGUUGCUCGAAGCCGACCCUCGCUUUGGAGAACCUCAAGCGAUGAGCUACAUCGCCAUCGGUGACGGGUCUAAGGCGCACAAUCACGCCCUCGUCUACGCCGGCCACUACACCAGCGUCCGGGGCCACCGCACGCCGACGAUCAUCGUAGUCAAGUGCGGCACCCCGGACGAGGCGAACGACAAGAAACCGGGCAACCGAGGCAAGCGCGACUCGCAAAUGGUCUUGAUGAAUUUCUUCUCUCGUGUUACGUACAACGAUCGCAUGACGCCGCUCGAUUUUGACUUGUUCCGCAAAGUGCAGUCGCUGAUGGGCGUCACGCCCGACUUUUUCGAGACGGUACUUAUGGUCGACGCCGACACUAAGGUGUACCCCGACUCGCUGUCCAUGCUCGUGCGCACGAUGCAGAACGACUCCAUGAUCAUGGGCGUGUGCGGGGAGACCCGUGUGGCCAACAAGAGGCAAUCUUGGGUCACGAUGAUCCAAGUCUUUGAGUGAGUGGGGCCGCUCACUUCCCCCCGUUCUUGACCUUUCCGGCGAUCCGCUGACACCGCUGACGCCGCUGCCCUCUACUGCUCUUCAUACAGAUACUACAUCAGUCAUCACUUGUCCAAGUCGUUUGAAUCCGUCUUUGGUGGUGUCACCUGUCUGCCCGGCUGCUUCUCCAUGUACCGACUCAAGGCGCGCAAGGAAGACGAAGGGGACUGGUUCCCCGUGCUUGUCCAGCCGCAGAUCGUCUCGCAGUACUCGCAGUCGGUCGUCACGACGCUACACCAGAAGAAUUUGUUGCUGCUCGGUGAAGAUCGUUUCCUCACGACCUUGUUGCUGCGCACGUUCCCGAAUCGCAAAAUGAUGUUCUGCCCCCAGGCGCGCUGCCGAACGGUUGCACCCGACACGUUUUCGGUCUUGCUCUCCCAACGUCGUCGAUGGAUCAACUCUACAAUUCACAACUUGAUGGAGCUGGUCCGCGUGCCCAACCUGUGCGGAACGUUCUGCUUCUCGAUGCAGUUCAUGGUGUUGGUCGAUCUGAUCGGAACGGUCGUGCUGCCGAUCGCUAUUUGUCUUACUUAUACUCUCAUCAUCACUUACGUGAGUAAUCUGGAGCAUUGAGUCGCCCCCCCUCCCACUGAGAGUGCCGGACCUGACUCUUCGUGUGUGUUUCCACAAUGUCGCACAGAUCUUCCACCCUCCUAGCUCGUUCUCGGAUGCAAUCCCCCUUCUCCUGCUCGGAGCCGUGCUGGGUCUUCCCGCCGUUCUCAUUCUCAUUUCCACCUUCAAAGUUGUCUACGUUGGCUGGAUGCUGCUAUAUCUCGUGGCGCUUCCCAUUUGUGAGUGACAGUGGUAUCGUACUACUCGGGCCAUGGGACAGUUUCUCCUGGUUGUUGAUACUAAUCAAAUCGGGGUUUGCAGGGAACCUUGUCCUUCCCGUCUACGCCUUUUCCAAGUUCGACGACUUUUCUUGGGGCGAGACGCGCAAGGUCAUCGGGGAGAUCAAGGGUGACGAUGGGCAUGGCGUUGGUGGCGUGGCCGCCAAAGUUCCCAUGCGUCGCUGGGAGGACUGGGAGAAGACGCGUUUGCGCAAGAAGAAGCGCGACGAGCGAAGGCGACGCGAGUUCGAGCGCCAAUUCGACUCCCGACUCACGCAUGGGAGCUCCAACAGUCUUUACGACGACAGCAACGCCCCCUCGGAGACCGCCUCUUCGUACGGCGGCGACGAGGAUCGAUGGGGAAUGGACAUUGGGGGCUACCUCGAAGACGGUCCGACAGCUUUGCCUCCGCCCGUUGGCCUGUUCAGCAUCGACGCCGAAUCCGAGGAAGGCGAAACGUCGACGCUGGAUGCGCGCGAGCUCGAACUCGUGCUCGACCAGGGAUGGGGCGACGAGGAGGCACAGAGAGGAUACGCGUCCUCACAGUCCCACGGGUACGCCAGUCCGCCCGUGAGUGGCGGCGGUCGGAGAGGCAGUCCCCCGGCACCGCCAAGGCUGUACUCUCUUUCGGAUGGUCCCUCGUCUGGACAAGCCUGGACGAACUCUUCGUUCGAGCCGCUCAAGUCCGCAAGUCCGACCUCGAUUCACGGCCCUCUCGACGAUGGAAACUACGUGUCGUACGGCACGGCCCAUGCUCCUACGCUCUACUCGGAUCCGGAUCCGAGCAAAGGCAACACCGCGCUGAGCUCGAGUGUGGACCGAUCCACCGGCCAUGCAAAACGACGAAGUCUCGGGUCGUCGUCCCAGCCCGCGAGUCCGGAAGCAACCCGACAAGAUGCAAGUGACACGAGCCCGCCACAUCACGGCUACGGUCGAAGGAUCGCGUAG